AUGAAACAGUCGAUCACACGAUACAUACAAGCAUGUUUAUCAUAUCAACAGCACAACGUUAGUCAAUUGAAAAAACCUGGUAAUUUACAACCGAUCACUCCUCCAGAAGGACUAUUUCAAUUAGUUGGUAUGGAUUACUGCGGCCAACUUAAAUCAACACCUCGUGGAAAUCAAUAUGCACUCUGCAUUACAGAUUACUUGACGAGAUGGAUAGUUGCUGUCUCUGUACCCGAUUGCUCGGCACAAACAACUGUCGAAGCAUUAUUCAACGAAUAUAUUUGCAGAUAUGGGGUACCGAUAGUGAUAUUAUCUGAUCAUGGAACGCAUUUCCACAAUCAAUUGAUGGAUGCAAUGUCGGAAUUAGUUGGAUAUAGUCACAUAUAUUCAACCACUUAUCAUCCUCAAUCGAAUGGUAUGAUCGAAAGAUUCAACGCGACAUUGGUUCCGCAAAUCACCAAACUUCAGGACAGAGAACACAACAAUUGGGAUGAAUUCUUGGCACCAGUGGUAUUUGCAUACAACGCUGGAACCCAUUCGACAAUCGGAUGUUCACCGUGCGAGUUGUUAUUAGGCAGAGAACCGAGAUUAUCCAUGAACCAACCAGUAUCAACAUUCAUAUUUCGAAGGCCAAAUGAUUAUUAUGAACAGGCAAAAUCAAUACAAAGAACGAUAUGA
Molecule: messenger RNA, 675 nt
Organism: Adineta ricciae
Lineage: Eukaryota; Metazoa; Rotifera; Eurotatoria; Adinetida; Adinetidae
Source: the annotation of a GenBank genome assembly